Messenger RNA from Dicrocoelium dendriticum, 1854 nucleotides. The record is from the annotation of a GenBank genome assembly. Lineage: Eukaryota; Metazoa; Platyhelminthes; Trematoda; Plagiorchiida; Dicrocoeliidae.
GUUGCUAUGACAACAUGUCAACUGCCCAACCAAACUCUGGUGGAUUUUGGAAUACGACAAAAGUCGUGUGCAGUGAAGAUACCAGAAAACUUUUGAAAUCUCUAAUUAAAGAGUCAAAUGUUGCUAACUCAUAUCGACAUCAGUUGACUUCGCAGAUUGCAACAAGUGAGUCCUUUGCUAGCAAACCCCGCAAUCAAGGACGUGCGCCACAAAGAGAUGUUGCACAAAAGGUUCCGAGGAAAGCGAAAUUGAAGAGUUCAAGGCCUGGAAUUCGCCCAAAACACGUUAUUCAGGCUAUGUUGGAUCAGUCCCUUGGUUAUAAACCUCCCCCAGUACCAAAAACUGCAGGUCAAGCUGAAAAACUUCGUCUGGCUCAUUUAAUGACAUAUGGGGAAGUGCAAAAACCUAGACACCCGGCAGAGAUAAACCCGCAAAACGGACGUUUCGCUUAUCUUAGACGACGCAUAGAGGGAACCAAGAAACUGGCAAAAGACGUGACUGGUGAACCGAAUGAAGAAGACAGAUUCUCUGAAUUGACAAGGGAAGUGAAAGAGCGCCGACAGUUCCUCGAUCAAAUGCGUGUCAUGGGAAAGGAACAGCAAUAUAAAAAUCAAGUUGAAACCGAGAUUUCCCAGGUUGGGAAUCAGUCAUGCAUACGAUCGUCGGACAAAGGCGGCCGAUUGUGGGGCCGGAAUCGAUGUCAUCCACCUGGACUUUUCCAAACCUUCCGACCGCCUGGAUCACGACAUUCUGUUUCACAAGCUAUUAAGCUGCGGAAUCGGGGGUCCUGUUCGUGGAAAAACCUAAAGUUUUAUUUGCCAACAGAGGCCUCAAAUGCGUGUUGGUGGAUCUCUCUCCAACCCGAUUGAGGUGGAAUGCUGUGGUUCACAGAGCUUGAUAAUGGGACCGUACUUAUUCGUAAUGUCUAUUAAUGAUUUGGCCACAAAUUGCUCGCUUACCACUGAUGACGCAAAGAUAUGGCGAGCGCUUAAUACUAGUGCUUUUCACAAUUUUCCCAAACGAGACCUGGAAUGCGUUCACAAGUGUUCAAGGAGGAACCUACUCCAAUUGAACACAUCCACGUGCGUCAACAGUCGGUGAGCGUGUACAAGCUUACAGAGAGCUUCUCAAGAGUGUGACCGUGUAUGCGGGUCCAGUAAGAUCUCGGCUACUUGAAACAAUCUGUGAAGAUGACAAGAACGGCUGAUUCAUGAAAUGGAACAAAUCGAUUUGAAGCUUUCUUCCGAACUACACCCGGCAAUGGAAGCAAAUGGAAGGGUAUCUUAACGUGAACCCGCAGACAAUACAUUUAUUUUAGAACUGAUUUCUUAACACCUGCUGGUAGACUAUUUCAUCCCUUUCCAACCGAUUGCGGUUUAUAUUUGGGUUCGGCCAUCCCCAGCUGAUGCGCGUUAAAAGGAGCAUCAAACGGCUUAUUGAGCACAGCACCAGCAAAGCCUUCGAACACCUAUUGCUACCACGCUACGCAUCCAGUUUCACAUACCUGAGUACCCUUAUCCUCCUUUACUUACUAAUCUAGCUACUGCUAAAUUUUCCAAUACGUUACGGUCCCCUUUUGAAAGUGGUUGGUGAACUUAUUAGGGCAACUCCUCUAAUUGCCGCUAUUUCUAAGCGCCGUGGUAGUUCACCGUCUACUCUCUUCCUGGUCCUGAUCAGCAGCCAACUGAAAUAGCACCUUUUCUUGGCAACACCGAACACUUUUCUGUGGUAAUGUCUCACUGUUCUGAAUUUCCACGAAUUGCUUUGUAAACAUAACCUUUUUCCCACACCAAUCUGUAUGUGACGCAGGUAUGCAUUUUGAUUUUCCAUAGGUGAGUAAACACCUGUUAAUUC